Molecule: messenger RNA, 1254 nt
Organism: Fonsecaea erecta
Lineage: Eukaryota; Fungi; Ascomycota; Eurotiomycetes; Chaetothyriales; Herpotrichiellaceae
Exons: 1
Coding region: 1-1254 (417 amino acids)
Source: RefSeq, a predicted model, not a curated record
AUGGCAAUCUUGAACAGUACACCAAGAGGAUCGAUAGCAGAUCAGAAUUUUACGAUACCUUCUGUCUAUGAUGACUCGGUCGACGUCAGCGAUAGAGCGAUGGCAAACUCUCAGAACGUAAAUCUUCCUCUGAAUACUCGAAACAUCGCUGCCAGCAACAGAGGCUUUGUUGUUGAACAUGCUGAAGCAUCUGGAUCAGCCGUUGCUCUCGACCCUUUCUGUUCACCCUCUAUCCAUGGUCUCGUUCCACGCCACAGAAUUGGGAAACAAUACGUUUCCAGCCGAGAGGCGGAAAUUCUGGCGGCUCGACAGUACAACACAGGUGGUUACAGACUCAACGACGCCGAAAUCUCUCGCUUUCUCAGAGAUAGUCGCCGCCUUCGCCAAAGAUUUGGUGAUAGAUAUGAACACGAACGCAACGGUGUCUUAUUCGGCCGACAUGGAACUCUAGCCACCGGAAGCAGCCUUGCCAAUUUAUCAUCCGAUUCAACCACCUUGAACCGUCUGCGACACGCUCGAGAUCUAUCUCCCAGCAGUAACUACUCUACCAGUGAUGACCCUGCCGGAAUUACGAGCCAAGUGACACGCAAAUUCAAGCAAUUCCUCACCCGCACUGGCGGUGGGAUUACCGACGGUACAAAAUCCGAGUACUCGAGUCUCGGAAGCGUUCACACCUCAACCAACAGCACCUCUCGCUCUCUGAUGCUUCAGGAGUUAGAGAAGAGCUUCAAUACCUCCGACCCGGUCAUAUCUUGUGACCGGUGCCCUGCCUUCCCUCUUGCCCCUGAGAUGCUGGGAGCCCUGCGCCUCGAGAACUUGGGCCGUGUCCCAUUUGAGCGUGUACAGCUCUGGGACGACGGCGAAUGGCUUGAGAAGGGCUGGUGUUUCCUGCACGGGCGCGUGGAAUACAGCCAUGCUGUGCUUGUUGGCAACGAGGCUGCCGUCAGCGAAGACCUUCGGUCUGUCCAGCGUACAGCUGGCAGAAUCCUGUUGGUCUUCGGGGUGGCGACGUUUUUGCUGGGUGGGUGGACCCUGAUCCGCUCGAUCGGGGGGGGAGGCUCUCUGGCCACUUCGGCCAUGGCCGAUUUGACGAGGUUGUUGGCGGGUGGGAAGGGGGAGGAGGGAGUGGUGUGCUGUGUGCAUCCCAGGGACGCAGCAAUGGCGCAGGCCAUUGAAAAGGCGGCGGUGUCGGUCGUGGUGUUGGUGGUUGUUGGUGUUUUGGCGGUGCUGUGUUGGGCGGCGGUGACCAGUUAG